AGUUAUCUCGUUCCACAACUCAUUUUACACAGUUUUUUUAAUAUGUUGAUAUUAAAUAAUAUCGUCAUUCGUCUAUUAACAACAAUAUUCAUCUAAUAUCUAUGCGUGUCACGUGAGCACAAUGCAUAUUAUUGCGUAUUAAAAAUUCCAAAUUCCUAUUUGCAAUCUUAAUUCUGAGUAACACAAUGUACCUAGAGCUUCUGAGCUUAAGAGGUACUUACCUACUUUAGUAAAAAUGUAAAGUUGGUUAUAGCUACCUAUUUUUACUGAAAAACUCUGAAAGGUAAUCGCUCGGCAUGUAAUGAACUUGUUGACAAUAUCUGUACACCGAAUAUGGUCCUCGUGCAAGGAAAGACGGGGACAACCUGUAAGCCAACUAGGUAAUGCGAAUGAUUGGAAACUGUCCACGUACCUAACUUACUUUCGUCGAAAGUGAAGCGACAAUAGAAACUAUGUGAACGUAUGUAUAAGUUGUAAGCCGAUGUUCAAAGGCUGGAAACAACUGCAAACUUGAAUAAACUGUCAUGUCAAACGUCCAGAGCGUGACCGUCAGAAAUAUGGCCCGCCAUAGAUAUUUAGUCUACUUGAUCAUAUGGCUGUGCAUUCUUUUUCCAGUGUUGUAUUUCAAGAUUUCUGAUCGGCCUGCACCUGAUUAUAAGACUGUGAACACAUCCGAAAACUCUUCACAUAAGUAUAAAAGAAUAGUGUCCAGAAUCGAUUACAAUGAACUUACUAAAAUUUGCAAUCCUCCCCACAUGAUCGAACGUGGUGAUGAAGGAGAUAUUGGUUUGCUAAACAACAGUCUUACAAUCCAAGGAGUAAUAAUUCUGACUAGACAUGGAGAUCGUGGACCAAUGAAUCAUGUUCGAAACAUGGCUGAUAUAGACUGCAGCAUGGAACCUGAUCAGGAGUAUAACGAUUAUACCAAAUUCUUGCAAAACAUAUUCUUCAACAUGUCAUUACAGUUUUUAGGUCCUUUUCAUGGGUACCCAUUAUAUCCACCACAAAACAAUUGUUCCAUAAGUCAACUCACCCCAAUUGGUGUAUCCCAAAUGCUGAAGCUUGGACGAACGUUGCGUUCUGUGUACCACCCUUUGCUUAGUGUUUCUAAUUCUGAUGACAUAAUAAUAUAUAGCACUAAGUACAGACGCACAUUCCAAAGUGCAUUGGCGUUCAUGUAUGCAGUUCUAUCACCAGAUGUAUUGUCCAAAGUUACGUUCAAGGAGAGUGAUAGUUAUAGUUAUUGUUUUGAUCAUUGUGCCUGUUUCAAUGUUAAUAGCUUACAAAUGAAAAUAAAACAGUCAUCUGCAAGACGAUUAAAGGGCCGUAGAGUAGUAGAAAAAAUGCUCAAACGCAUACAUAAUGUAGUGCAUCUGAUGUCUAGUAGUGUAAGGGUAGACCCUUACUUACUUAGGGAUUCUAUUAUGACAUAUGUGUGCCAUGGUGCACCACUACCUUGCUUUCAGAACGAUUGUAUAACACGUGACAACGUAGAGCAGCUUUUCAACUACAUUGACUGGGACUUGGAACGUUAUGCAAAACAUGGGCUGUUGCGUAAAUAUGGACUACUAAAAUCAUAUGGUUUUGCGCUGAAUAUUGCUAUGAACCUAUUGAAGAUGGUAUCCGAAAGUAAACCUCGUCUGGUCCUAUACUCAGGUCACGACUUGACUGCUCAAUACCUUUUAGCGGCAUUUGGAGUUCUAAAUGCCCACACUAUGUCACCGCACUAUGCUUCCCGUCUAGUAUUUGAGGUAUAUCGAAACAACACGGUUGAUACCACAUACCCCGGUAGGGACUUUUACUUUAGAGUAAUUUUCAACGGCAAAGAUGUGACCCGAUCUGUGGCCUUUUGUAAAACCCGUGCUGGCAGCUGGACUAGCUCAUCAAUUUACCUCUGCCCAAUUGAGUCUGCUAUUAGGUUCAUACAUGAUGAUUAUUUUACCACUUUCAAUGCUUCCAACUACAAGGAAGCAUGUGGCACCCGUUCUUGAAUUGUAAACCACAUGAUAUAAUAUCUUUCUUUUUCUAAAGUCACUAAACUGAAUUCAUAUAGGUAAUUGUUGUGACAUAAAAUUGUUUUUCUCUUGUUGAUGUAAAACUAUAAAUAUUACUUAUAUUAUUUUCUGUUUUAUUAUUAUACCACUGUAUGAUCAUUAAUAAUUUCACUACAUCUGAUUUUACAUAGGUAGAGUACCCUGAGUCAGUGGCGUAUUUACCGCCCCCGUGGCUCUUUAAAUACAUGUCUAUUAUUAUAUUAUAAUUAUUACAUCAUAAUCUGUAAGCUAAAAUUCUUGUCAUCCGCCCCCUACAAAAAAAUACUAAAUACGCUACUGCCCUGAGUACCUAUUUUAAAACAUAAAUUAAACUAUAAAAUGAAUUAUCAGGUCAUCAAGACAUAAUUAUAUAGUAUAUUAUUAGAUUUAUAGUUAUGGCAAUAAAUUACUAGGUGAUUAUAACAUACUGAAAUCUACCUACAUUACAAUAUUACAUCCAUAUAUCAUAAUAUAUUAUGUUAGAAUUAUAAUUAUUUCUAGUCAGUAGUUGCAUAUUGUCUUACCAUUAAUUUUUUGAUAAUAAAGAUGUACCAAAUUAUUA
Molecule: messenger RNA, 2595 nt
Organism: Acyrthosiphon pisum (pea aphid)
Lineage: Eukaryota; Metazoa; Arthropoda; Insecta; Hemiptera; Aphididae
Product: 2-phosphoxylose phosphatase 1
Exons: 3
Coding region: 525-1991 (488 amino acids)
Biological process (GO): chondroitin sulfate proteoglycan biosynthetic process; glycosaminoglycan biosynthetic process; dephosphorylation
Cellular component (GO): Golgi apparatus
Molecular function (GO): phosphatase activity
Source: RefSeq, a predicted model, not a curated record